Messenger RNA from Adineta steineri, 2370 nucleotides. The record is from the annotation of a GenBank genome assembly. NCBI's taxonomy places the organism in Eukaryota, Metazoa, Rotifera, Eurotatoria, Adinetida, Adinetidae.
AUGACAAAUAAUGGAACAACACUUCGUUAUCGAACUUUUCCAAGUAAGAAACCACUACCAACGAAUGGUACUCCUCGUGGACAAUCACAUUCAUCAAUACCAUUUGAAAAAGAACCUGAACGUGAUCCUGAAGCUGAUUGUUUUAUGUGUCGUCAAGCACAUGUUUAUCUUAAACCAAUUGGUAUGCAACAAGAAUUUCGUGUAGGAGGUAAUCAACCUCCACCAUUAACACGUGAAGAAAUAGAUGAAUUAAGUCAAAAAAAAGAAUUAACUAAAAAAGAAGUUAGACUAUUAUUACAAUGUUAUUUUCCUGAAAUAAAAGAUGUGAAAUAUUUUCAACUACAUAGAUAUCAUUCAUGUUGUUAUAAUCCAAAACAUUUGAGUUUAUGUAAAAAUCAUAUAACAGCAAUACAAAAUGAUCAGAAGCAUCAUCCUGGUCAUCAUCAUGAUGAUAAUAAUAAUGAUAAUGACAAUAUGGAUCCUGCAAAACAGAUUGAAAAACAAAAUCGAGUUAGUUUUGUUAGAAUAAAAAUUGAACCAACUAAAGGAAUACCAACAAGAUUUCUUGGUCCACAAGCUUUACCAGAAUCACUUGCUGAAAUGCUUCUCAAACAAGUCAAUCGCUAUGAAGAUAAACAAAAAUCACAAUCAAUUAGUUCGACUCCUGCAUUACAAUCACAGAGUGCUAGAAAAGCAAAGAAUUCAUAUGGUUUAAAUGGAAAUGGUCCUAAAAGUACUAAGGAUAUUGAUGAUGAUAAUUAUGAUACUGAUGAUAAACUAAUGUCUGGAAGAUCAUCAAAAACAAAAGAUUCAACGAACAAGAAUGGUACUGGACGUAAAAAAAAUAAACCAAAACAUUGGGAAUUACUAGCAUUACAACAAUCAAAACAAGAAACAUGCAAUUGUCGUCAUCAUGUUACACGUGUUGAAGAUGAUCAAUUAGUUCAUGAUUGGUGUCGAUGUAAAGAUCAUCAACAUAAAGAUAUGGGAGAUUCACAUCAACCAGUAGGUCUUGGAGAACCUUCACCUCGUGAAAUGCGUCUAAAUAUUAAUGAAGUUGCUUAUGAUUGGUGUAAAUGUACACAUCAUCGAAAUGCAAAAUCAAAUGAAAGACGUAAAUCAAUAACACUUCCAUCACUUUCACAAAAUGGAAUGCGUUCUUCUAAUGGUCACAAUACUGAUACAGGAUACGAUCAUAGUGAUCAUUAUCAUGAAACAACAAUACGUAAACGAAAAUCAGGAUCAUCACCACCGCCACCACCACCGCCACCACCACCAUUAGCUUUAGCUCGUGAUGAAACAAAACCAGUACUACGAUCUGUCACACAUCGAACAGAAGCCGUACAAACAACUCCACCUUCUCAACCAUCAGCACGAGCAGAAAAUCGAAAACGACGUGAUGAAUCAAAACGUACCACACCAUCCAUAACUUAUCGUGAAGAAUCAAUGCAGACAGUAACACCACCACCACCACCACCACCACCACCAACAAGACCAGUUCAAGUGUCUCAAAAACGACGUGAAUCAACAACACAAACAAGGACAGUUGCUGUCGAAACACGAGAACCUUCAUCAACUGAAAUUGCUCUAUCUUAUGAUCCAUCAGUAGUUGAUUAUGAUGUCAUACAAGAAGCGAUUUAUUAUAGAACUUCAUCUGGACGAUUAAUCAAACCUCAAAUAACUAAUUCUUACACAUAUGAUACUGAGCAUUCAGCAGCAAAUAAUAAUUAUCAAGCACCAAACUCAAGUAGAGAUCGAGUUAUAUACGUGACACAUAACGGUCAAAUCCCUGGCAAUAAUGACCGACGUCAGAAAAAAAACGUUGAACGUUCACCAUCAAAAUCAGUUAUUCUAUCGAAUCCAGGUUCAGUAUAUAGAGGUCAAGCAUAUGUCAAUCCUGAACAUGCUCAAAUGCAUAAUGGUAACUCUAAUACUGUCCCCCUACUUAAAUUACCUACAAUACCAGCAUCAUCAAGACAACAUUAUAAUAAUAAUAAUCAAGAUCAAUAUCAGCAUCAACCAGCAGAAUUUACUUUAGCUAAAUUCUCUCAUAAUCCUGCAGAUACAACUCCUACACAACGUUCACAGGCAAAUGAUUCAGAUGGAGGAUGGAAAACUGUUUCAAUGUCAAUGCAAAAAAGUUCAAAACCAACUUUUACUAAUUCAGAUCCAACACCUAAUUUCGGUCGUCAAUCUAGUGUUAUUGCUAAUCGUCGUUGGUUUGAUCAGCCACUUGGUGAUCAAAAUUUACAUCCAGUACAUGAUAGUGAAUAUGGUGUUAUUGCUACUCCACAAUCCGAUUCCAAACAAACUAAAUAUCAAAAUAAUUCACAGCCAACAAAAAAGGAAAACAACUGCACAAUAUCAUAA